GUGCAGGCGGGGCGGAAGGCUGGGACCGUGACCGCGGCCGUGUGCGUCCGUGUACGCGGCGGCCGUGCGGGGUCCGGGUGCGCCUGCGGCGGGGACGACCGGGUGCCGGAGCCGAGCGGGCGACACGCGCGUCUCUGCGGGGCGCGCGGCGCGGGCGCGGGCGCGGCGCUGGGCGCGGGGGGCGCUCCCGGCCGGGAUGAGCUCACCGCAGUCGCGCCGGGGCUGAGCGCCGAGCCGGGCGGCGGCGGGGCGGGCGGCGGCUGCUCGGCGGCUCGGCGGCGGGGCCGGGCCGCGGGCCACCAUGCUGGGCCUGGACGCGUGUGAGCUGGGGGCGCAGCUGCUGGAGCUGCUCCGGCUGGCGCUGUGCGCCCGAGUCCUCCUGACUGACAAGGAGGGGGGGCAGCUGCCGCCAGAUGAGGUGCUGGAUGAGGCUGUGCCGGAGUACCGGGCCCCAGGGAGGAAGAGCCUCCUGGAGAUCCAGCAGCUGGACCCGGACGAUGAGAGCCUGGCCAAGUACAAGCGGGCGCUGCUGGGGCCUGUGCCACCUGUCGUGGACCCAAGCCUGCCCAACGUCCAGGUGACCAGGAUGACACUGAUGUCCGAGCAGGCUCCAGGGCCCAUCACCAUGGACCUCACAGGGGACGUGGCUGCACUGAAAAGCCAGGUGUUUGUCCUGAAGGAGGGCGUUGAUUACAAAGUGAAGAUUACCUUCAAGGUCAACAAGGAGAUCGUCAGCGGCCUCAAGUGUCUGCACCACACCUACCGCCAGGGCCUGCGCGUGGACAAAGCCAUCUACAUGGUGGGCAGUUAUGGCCCAAGCGCCCAGGAGUACGAGUUCGUGACGCCGGUGGAGGAGGCUCCCCGAGGCGCGCUGGUGCGGGGCGCCUACGUGGUCACGUCCUUCUUCACAGAUGAUGACAGGAACCCCCACCUGUCCUGGGAGUGGGGUCUCCACAUCUGCCAGGACUGGGAGAGCUGAGCGCCCCCCGCCCGGGGCUGUCUCCCCACGUGGGGUCCUGGUUUCCCCCGCCUCUGUCAGUCGCUGCAAAGGACCCCUGCGCCUUCCCCGGCCCCUCAGUGACCAGGCCCCCCCACGCCCUCUGUCCUGUCCUAGGGUGCCCCCUUCCCGGGCCUGGCGCUGUGCCCUGAACAGCCCUAUUAAACGUCGCUCUGUCUCGGUG
This is a messenger RNA of Phacochoerus africanus (Common warthog), 1181 nucleotides long. It is a transcript of the gene ARHGDIG, whose product is annotated as Rho GDP dissociation inhibitor gamma. The transcript has 6 exons. The record is from RefSeq and is a predicted model, not a curated record. Gene Ontology annotation, cellular component: cytoplasm; membrane; cytosol. Bases 302 to 979 code for a protein of 225 amino acids. Gene Ontology annotation, biological process: Rho protein signal transduction. NCBI's taxonomy places the organism in Eukaryota, Metazoa, Chordata, Mammalia, Artiodactyla, Suidae. Gene Ontology annotation, molecular function: protein binding; Rho GDP-dissociation inhibitor activity.